AUGCGUGUGAGCCCCGUCCUCACCACCAUGGUGCUUUUGACUAUCGGCGCCGUUGCUAUUCCCCUCCGAUCAGAUCAUGGUAUAUUAGUCUCCCAGUUGCCAUGGAGGAAGUGGGUUCAAGAUACUAGAGCCAACAACGCCAUCGAUAUAAAAAGCGCGAACGCCCAUCAUGCGAACCAGGGUUAUGCGGGAGUUCUUGCCAAUCGUCAAGCUGAUGAUGGUGAUGAUGACAUUGACGCGGAUGGACACGAAGGUGCAGAUCACUUCCCUCAUAGGACCAAGUGCCAGGAAUCAGACCAGGGCUACUUUGGAGAUGCAGGUGACUUUGGGAUUUAUCGCGCCAAGCGUGCUCUGACCGGCACCGACGCUUUGACUGGUUCCAACCGACAGAUUGAGGAUGGAUAG
Messenger RNA from Aspergillus ruber CBS 135680, 405 nucleotides. RefSeq lists its product as uncharacterized. The record is from RefSeq and is a predicted model, not a curated record. Bases 1 to 405 code for a protein of 134 amino acids. Lineage: Eukaryota; Fungi; Ascomycota; Eurotiomycetes; Eurotiales; Aspergillaceae. The transcript is spliced from 2 exons.